AAAUCACACACUGUUAUUGGCAAUAUAUACAGUUAGCUAACAUAUUUUUAGGUUAUUUGUCUAAAAAUAUAUAUAAGGGUAGGCACAAUAAGCUCAGGCUUCAGCCUAUACCUUGUUUUUGGGCAGAGAAUAUUAUGUUUUGAUUUUGGUUUAUUUUUGAUACGAUGACUUGGUAUAAUUUCAUUUCUUUCAUAAAUGCAUGGGGAAAUUGUUGUUACGACCGAAAAAAAUAAAAACUAAACUAAUAUAUAUAUAUAUAUAUAUAUAUACAUAUAUAUAUUAUGAAGCAAGCGAACAUAACGUAUUAUAUACACAAAUACAAACACAAAAAAGUUUUAUAGUCACAUUCUCGUGGGUGGAAGGUGGCAAUGAAGAUGGGAUUGUUGGUGUUUGUCAGUGCUGCAGCAAUUAUCAGAAAUAAAAGUAUUUUACUCAGUCGUAUUUCUUUGUUGGGUCAUCCUCAGUCCCCUUUUAUGUAUUCCAUUUACCUGUGAAAUGGAUGAUUUGAGGUACUAGAGUGGAGUGGGCAAUUUGGUCUGUAGAAAGGCUAAACUGGUUUCUGACAAGAAGCAGAACAUCAUGUCUUGGUUGACUUGGAUAGGGUUGCAGAACGUUUUGAAGAAAUGGGCAACACUAGUCCACCAGACAGCAAGAGCAAUGCAAACAUACACAUUGCAUAUUAAAUAUCAUUGACGUAUUUCUCCAAAGCAGUGCGACGUGGGAUCAAUUUGUGCCCUCGCUGCCCUGUUGAAAAUUCCAGCUAAAACCAGCUGGGAUUCUAAGGUGGUUUAAGAUGAUUUAAAAUAUGUUCUCAACACUUCUAGCUCAUCGUUGCAGGCCUGUGGCUGGCCAAAGCUGGUCUCUAGCUGGUCAAAGCUGAUUAAGAUGGUAAGGCAAGCUGGUGGUCAACAGGUGGACUAGCAGACUACAUAAACUGGUCAACUGGUGAAGUUUUGUUGACCAGAUAAGUGUCUUAAACCAGCUUGACCAGUUUAGGCUCGUUUAAGAAGGGCAAAUUAAAUGCAGUCCAUCAAAGAUAAUAAAUUAGCAACCCAAUGGAACCCGUCUCGUUUGCUGGAAUUUUUAUUUUUGCAAACUGACCGUUUAUUUAUUUAUUUUACCACUUCAACUACAUAUUACAUAUGCCGCAAUAUGCUGCGUCUGUAUCUUGCUAAUGCGACUAAGCUGUCUUUACUGAGUUCAACAGAAUUUGAAGCAAAAAAUUCAGCCUCAAUAUAGUCUUAUUUCGUCAAUCAAUUUGGUUAGUCACAUGGCAUUAAUUACAUCUUAUAAAUAAACUUCAGCGCGUUUUAUCAGCCAAAAUUUGUUUCGACUCCAUUCCCUCAUCACUUGGCUUUGUGCAAAAUAAUGGACGUUUCAUGGACUUCAAUGAACCAGGUAAGGGUGAACGCCUGCGCAAUACCGACUGGGCGGAACUUCCGGCAAAAUAGUGCCCCUAACAACAGACCCAGGCGAGUGAAGUAGGAUCAUUACGAAGAAAUUGAACACGUUGACUCGAAUAAAGAGCGUUACCCUAAUGGGUCCGGACAGCCUCCGCACGCGCUCCCAGUGAAGCCCGCAGCCCCGCCCCCAGCGCCGUGGCCCCCUGACUACAGCCCCCCGCCCCACCCCCUUCUGAAGAUGGACGAGCUGCAGGAUCUGCCCGAGCUUCCGACUAAGAAGCCUCGGCAGGAGCUGGACGUUGGCCUGGAAAAGGGUCCGAGGGGAGGGGGGGUUACCGACGGCAACAGCCCGUCAGAUGCGGGCAAUCCAGCCGUCCUGGGGUCGGACCUAAACCCUUUCCCCCCUCCUACUGGCGCCCAGCUGGAAGGGAGUCGCAGGUCAGAGGCGGGGACAGAAGCUCAACCCUGCAAUGAGACCAGUGACUCAUUUACGCACCCCGCUGUGACCUGCAAAGGCCUCACCACCACCUCUAGUGAUUAUUCUACACAACUCUGCCAAGGAACCAGGUCCCUGGGACACGUGCUGUCCCCCCCCGCCGUUCCGGCAGUCACCUCGUACCCGAGCCAGCCGUCCUUCCCCCCGCUGGCCCAGUCCACCAUCUACAGCGCCUUUCCCCCCGCCAGCCAGGGCUACGGCCUGCCCCCCUUCGGAACCAUGUGGCCAGGCAUAAAGACGGAGACGGGGCUGCCCGAGGCGCCCUCUGUAGGUCAGCCAGGGUAUCUCAGCUUCAGCACCGCGUAUACCUCAACCCAGCCCGGCCAGGCGCACUACUCGUACCCGAGCCAAGGGUCGAGCUUCAACACCUCCAGCGUGUACACCUGCAUCCCCUCCGGUACCGCGGCAACGACGGCGUCCACCACCGCAGCCCAGCAGGAGUAUAACUACAGCACCCUGGGCCAGGGCACGUUCCCUCAGUUUUACACGCCCCCCAGCUACGCCACGGCGGGCCUGACCAUCACCAGCGGCGAGGGGGACGGCGUGAACAUCACAGGCUACCCCGUCCCGAAGACGGAGGGCAGCUCCACGGCCGGGCUGCCCGGCGAAUCAGACGCCUCGUCGGGCGUGGCCCUCAACCCGCCGCCCUGCGACCCGGAGGAGACAGGCCGCCGCAACAGCGGCGGGAAAGCCAAGGGCAAGGCCAAGAAGACCGACAGCUCCCAGUCCGCCGACAACGACCUGGAGCGGAUCUUUCUGUGGGAUCUGGACGAGACCAUCAUCGUCUUCCAUUCCCUCCUCACCGGGACCUUCGCACACAAGUUUGGCAAGGAGCCGUCCACCGUCCUGAACCUGGGCCUGCAGAUGGAGGAGCUGAUCUUCGAGCUGGCGGACACGCACCUGUUCUUCAACGACCUGGAGGACUGCGACCAGGUUCACGUGGAGGACGUGUCCUCCGACGACAACGGACAGGAUCUGAGCAACUACAACUUCAUGGCGGACGGCUUCAGCAGCUCCGGGGGCGGCGGCGGCGGCGGGGGGGGCCCGGGCUCCGCCAGCGGGGUGCAGGGGGGCGUGGAGUGGAUGCGAAAACUGGCCUUCCGCUACCGGCGCCUCCGGGAGAUCUACAACAGCUACAAGAGCAACGUCGGGGGCCUGCUGAGCCCCAUGAAGAGGGAGAUGCUCCUGAGGCUCCAGACGGACAUCGAGAACGUGACAGACGCCUGGCUGAGCACCGCCCUCAAGUCCCUGCUCCUCAUCCAGUCCAGGGGCAGGUGUGUGAAUGUGCUGGUCACUACGACCCAGCUGGUCCCUGCGUUGGCCAAGGUGCUACUCUACGGCUUGGGAGACGUCUUCCCCAUCGAGAACAUCUACAGUGCCACCAAAAUAGGGAAAGAGAGCUGCUUUGAGCGAAUCGUCUCUCGUUUCGGGAAGAAGGUAACGUACGUGGUGAUCGGAGACGGCCGGGACGAGGAAUUUGCAGCCAAGCAGCACAACAUGCCGUUCUGGCGCAUAUCCACACACGCAGACCUGGUGUCCCUGCACCAAGCCCUGGAGCUGGACUUCCUGUAGAGGGUCAGGGGCGAGAGAGGGAGGGAUUGGGCGAUGUGGAGCCCAGCCCCGCCCCUGUCUGCCUCGACCACGCCCCCUUCCAGCCCCUUGCAGCUUGACCCUCCCCGCCCCUCCCCUGCCCCCCCCCCCAGCCCACCAUACUACAGUGGUACAGGAGCCUGGUAUGUUUGUGAUUCACACAGAACUGGACAGGACCCAACACCGGGUCAGUCUCUGCAAACCCUGCCCAUCCCAUCCCCCCUCCCCCCCUCCACCCACCUGACGGCAGCUAUCCACUCUGGGGCCGGCCCUGUCAUAAGCAGCACAUCUGUACAGGACUGAGGAGAACAGGAGGAGGGGGAGCAGUCUCUCUGUCUCUCUCUCUUUCUCUCUCUCCCCCUACCCCCCUAUCUCUGUCUCUGUCUCCCUCGCCACAGAACAGACCAAAGGUUCGCACUGAGCUCAAAACUUUGAGGUGAUUUAGGUUUUGUUCUUUACUGUGAUUUUUUUCCCCACACACAUUAGGGCUAUCCAUCAAACAGUGACGUCAUCUUAAAUUCACCACCUGUUUAUGUGAAUACCUGCACUAAUAUAAACACACACACACACACACUGACCCCCACACACACACACACACAGACCUUUUGUGCAGAAUUAACAUCCCUUCUUGUGGGCCAUCGAAGCCUUUACCUUAAUGUUCAGUUAUGAUCCUGGUUUGCUGUUCUUAAAGUAAUGAUACAAAAAGCAGGUGUUGAAUUUAAGAUGGAUGUCACAGGCAAGUGGACGAGGGCCCAAGCUGUUUCCGGCUCUCGUUCCUUUCCCCCUGAAAGCUCAGCGCGGUCGUGCGCUGUGCGGUGUCGGAACCAUCGGAACAGUCCGAUGGGUUCUAGGACCCGCGUCCGAACUCCGCGGGCCGGGCGCGAGGUGCUGGGGGACGCGACAGGCGGCCGCCGCACAGCCCAAAGCCCCCCGAAGUCACCUGACCAGAACGUUCCGCGAUUCGGCCAUGUGACCUUCGAGGGGUUCCAAACUGUGGUUCUCAGAGCGAAGGCCUCAGUCGUGUUUUCAGAAUCGAAUCCCUACGGUUAGAUUUAGGUUUCCUCUAAAUAUACAUGUGUGUUAUUAUUAAUGGAAAUGUUUGAAAUGCUGGUACGUCCGACCGAACGCGUUCCACGGGGUUUUUUCAGCAAACGGCUUUUCGUGCUGCUGAAUUCUCCCCCCCUCCCCCCCC
Molecule: messenger RNA, 4681 nt
Organism: Anguilla anguilla (European eel)
Lineage: Eukaryota; Metazoa; Chordata; Actinopteri; Anguilliformes; Anguillidae
Gene: eya3
Product: EYA transcriptional coactivator and phosphatase 3
Exons: 19
Coding region: 1642-3471 (609 amino acids)
Biological process (GO): multicellular organism development; cell differentiation; positive regulation of DNA repair
Cellular component (GO): nucleus
Molecular function (GO): protein tyrosine phosphatase activity
Source: RefSeq, a predicted model, not a curated record